GUGGUCCCGUUGCUGUGGGAGGCGGUCGCCGAGAGAGGGGCACAGCCCAAACGGCCGGUGGUGGCGGUGGCGAGGACGUUCAGAUCCGUGAAUCGAAGGACCUAGGUCCUGGAGCAUGCUAUCUCCAACCACAGUCUACCAUCAAGCUUGACUCAUAGCAUCCUUGAUCAUUUUCUCCAGCUGACAUCUCCAAACCUUUCCAAACUCCCACAAGCCAGCUUCGAAGGUUCUGAACCACAUAGUCAGUAUAAAAAAUUGCAUAGUGGCCCACGUGUCAAAGGAUGGCAUGGUCACAAUCUCCAUCCCCCAGAUGGAAACUCAGGUCUUUAUCACCAGUAUCUAGAAAUUUUGAAUACUACAAGCAAAGAUCUUCUGGGCCUUAUGGCUGUGAAUAUAGAAAAGAUCUGAGAAGCCCUGUUGCUUGGAGAGUGGAAGAUGAGCAACAUGGACAAAAUAAACCAAGGAUUUUCCCUCAUGGAAGUUUCUAUCAUAGGCCUUAUGAGCAUAGAUCACCUUCCCCAAACAUAAGAAACUCUUUUGACAGUGUUUACACAUAUAACCCUCACCAAGUAUACUUGCCUGAAAGAGGGGAUGGUAAUAGAAGGUCUCAGUAUAUGCCCACAUACUCAGAGGGUGUAUCCUACCUAGAGCAUGAGAGGAGCCCUUAUCCCCAGAAAAUGCAAGGGAGGUAUAUUCCUGAUAACUACAAUGAGAGAGGAAGGAAACCACCUGAGAGGUCAAUGGCAGAUCCCUUUACAUUUGAAGGAAAGUGGCAUGAAGAUGAGUUCAGGCACCAGAGGAUGCAAGACGAAAAAUAUCCCCAGUCAUCUAGAAGAGGCUCAGAAGACUUUGACACAAGGAGCUCUUUUCAGAAGAGGUAUCCUGAGGAUCGUGAUUUCAGAAAAUAUAGACACACAUCAAAAAGAACUAAAGAUGUGGAGAAAUAUGAAAAAAGAGAGUCUGCCAGGAACCCAAAGUGGAAGCCUGAGCAUUCUUUCCCAGCUUACCAGGAGAAGAAUCCGCGGAACUUCAGACCCCAAGCUCACCGAUAUGCUGAGAGGGAAUACCCAAAGACCACUUCAGCAACCAAAGUAUCGUAUGACUAUCAUCACAAGCACCAUAGGCUCUCAGAUGAUGACCAGGGCUUUACUGUUGGGAGAACUCAGAAAUACUUGAAAGAAGAAGAUAGAAAAUAUUCUCAAAAAGACCCUGUAAAUAGAGAAUCAGAUUGUUUUAAUGCUAGACGUGGGAGAGAGACCGAAGAUGGACUUGUCAAAGUUCCUAUUAAACCACCUAAGAAAGACUGCAUUCCUUGUGUGCAUUCAAGUAAAAAUGAGGUUAAUUUGAAGCUCUGUAAUGACAAAUGGAAGAAAAAAAUGAAGAAAGAAGAAGACUGUAGAAAAGAGAACAAUUCCUCCAGUAACCAAGUGGAUAUCAGUCAAAACCUUUCCAAUGUGAAACCCUCAUCUGUCAGUCUUGAGAAGAAGUCACUUACAGUUAAAGUAGAUGUGAAGAAAAAUGUAGAUCCAUCCAGGGAUGCUUCUAGCUAUUCCACAGAGAGACAGAUGUCACAUGAUUUGGUUGCUGGUGACAGGAAAAUUGAGAUAUUUCAUCCAGUGUUUGAACAUCUUCACUCACCUCAGAAUACUGAAAACAAAUCUACAAGAGAAUUUGCUCAGGAAAUCAUAACAAUGAUUCAUCAAGUUAAAGCAAAUUAUUUUCCAUCACCUAACAUUACUCUACAUGAACGUUUCUCGAGAAUUCAAGACGUAUGUGACACAGGUGCAAAAGAAAGUAAAUCGAAUUCAGAUCCAGAAAUUCACAGGAGAAUAGAUAUAUCUUUGGCUGAGCUUCAGAAUAAACAAACUAUGAUACAUGAAUCAAAUCAGACUCUGGUCAAAGUAAUAGAUCCAAAUGACCUACGUCAUGACAUUGAAAGGAGGAGAAAAGAACGAUUACAGAAUGAAGAUGAGCACAUUUUUCACAUGGCUAAUGCUACAGAGAGGAAUGAUCAACAUUCCAGUUUUUCAAAGGUGAAGAAUGUUCAUACUGAUGGAUUCCAAAACCCUACACAUUUUAUAAAAUCAAAUUUUAGAAAAUUUAUUCAGAAUCCUUACAUGAAUUAUACUAUGCAAAAAAAAGAUAUUACUCAAAAAUUAUUUGGAGUUGAAAGAAACCAUCACGGCUUUAAAAGACCUUUAAAGGGUUACUUUAGAGGUAGCAGAUUCCAGCCCCAAUAUAAAUCAGACCUGGUACAAAAGAGCUUGUGCAUUCAGGCUAAAUAUCAGCGUUUACGGUUUGCUGGUCCAAGGGGAUUUGUCACUAAUAAAUUCAGAAACAGGGCACCAAGAAAAGAACAGGAAUAUACAAAUGUUGCCACAGAAACCUAAUUUGGAAUUAUUGCAGAUGAAAAUGCCACUACAAGAGGAUAUUGGGAGCAUCUCUUUUUAUCAGGAUUUAGAAUUGGCACUAAGGCACUAAUACUGUAACUUCCUUGAUAAAAACUAUUUUUUAGUGGAAUAUUACAACUUUUUUACACUUACCAAUUGCUUUUAAAUUACAGUAUUCAAUUUAAAAGUUGUAUUUACUAUAAUUUGUUUUGCAAAAUGUUUCAGUACAGUCACUUGAAGGGCAUUAUUUGAUGCAUUUUUCUCUGAGCAUGGUUUCAUCUAGAGAACUUAACCAAGUUAUAUGCAGAGUUUUAUAUGUUCAAAGUUUUGUUUAUGUAAUAAAAGCAGAAGUAUCUGAAUUGUAUAGUGUCUGUACAUGAAAGAACUUUAAACAGUGGCCUUACAGUAGUAAUUUUUAUACCAAGUUUUUCUUUAUCUGGUAACAUUUUGGCUUAUGACUUGAAGUUUUCUUAAGUUUCUGAAGAUCAAGGCCUAUAUAAUUC
This is a messenger RNA of Octodon degus (degu), 2893 nucleotides long. RefSeq names its product BCLAF1 and THRAP3 family member 3 (gene Bclaf3). Bases 282 to 2390 code for a protein of 702 amino acids. Lineage: Eukaryota; Metazoa; Chordata; Mammalia; Rodentia; Octodontidae. The record is from RefSeq and is a predicted model, not a curated record. Gene Ontology annotation, biological process: positive regulation of transcription by RNA polymerase II. The transcript is spliced from 14 exons. Gene Ontology annotation, molecular function: DNA binding; transcription coregulator activity. Gene Ontology annotation, cellular component: mediator complex.